CCAGCUUCUUCUCUAUAUAAACCGAGAGGCAAUAGGCUCGGGAUUACUUGUAGUUAGGUUACCGUUAACUUUAUACGUUUUUUAUAUAAAAAAUGAAUAAGUUUCUGAUAAUAUCAUUAGCAUUAGUUUCUGUGGUCGCGGCUCGGCCAGGAUACGGAAGUGUACACAGUAGUGAAGACUCGGACAUCAGCCACGAGGAAUACGGCGGUAAGCACGAUGGACACGUGAACUGGCACGUCGGCUACGGAGUGGGACACGUCGCCGGUGCAGUGCAGGAAAAUGCCGGUACAACAGCGGAUCAUGGCAGUAAAACAGCGGAACAUGCGGGUACUACAGCGGAACAUGGCGGCUCUACAGCGGAACAUGCCGGCACUGGACAGCAACAUGGCGUUGGCGGCGUCAGUGUUGGUACCGAGCACGCAAGCACCAGUUUAAGAAUGGGACACGUGAGCAGUGAUGCGGGAAAAGUACACAGCUAUUACAGUGGUGGUACCAGCGUAGGGAUGGCACUCGCCAAAGGCGGCCGCCGUAAACCUAACGGAUUGGGACAUGGACACGGAGUCUACGGUCACAGCGGCACCAGCAUAGGAGUCGCGCUCUCCAGAGGUAGUGCCACUAAAGUCGCAACAGCAGCGAGCGUUGGGCGCAGCAGCAGUGUCGGACAAGGCGGCCACAGUUUGGGAACCGGUCAUGGAUCAACUCACGGCACAAGCACCGGACAUUCCGCGCAGACCUUCGGUCAUGGAACUGAACAUGGAUCUAAACAAGUAUCGGAGCAUGGAUUCGAAAAGGGAUCGAGUCAUGGACAUGGACACGGAUACGAAUCUGGUCACGGAUUCGAACAUGGACAUGGUCAAGGAUACGAACACGGUGGUUAUUUUGGUCACAACACGGGUUACAGCGGUGAAGACUUCGGAGAUAGUGGCGAAGAAAAUCACGGGGCCCAUGAACAUUAUUAGACAAUAGAAUUAUUUAACGGUACAAAAAUGUUGCAUAGUACAUAAGAAAAAAGGAACUGUUAGAAUUUAAUAACAAGAAUGUGAAAUUCGAUAACAUUAAAAACUACGGUAAUAAUUAUGUCAAAUGUCACUUAUUA
Messenger RNA from Papilio xuthus (Asian swallowtail), 1096 nucleotides. RefSeq names its product glycine-rich cell wall structural protein 1.8-like. The record is from RefSeq and is a predicted model, not a curated record. Bases 93 to 959 code for a protein of 288 amino acids. The transcript has 3 exons. Lineage: Eukaryota; Metazoa; Arthropoda; Insecta; Lepidoptera; Papilionidae.